Aureobasidium subglaciale EXF-2481 is the source of this 2679-nucleotide messenger RNA. RefSeq lists its product as uncharacterized. Gene Ontology annotation, biological process: protein-containing complex assembly; mitochondrial protein processing. Lineage: Eukaryota; Fungi; Ascomycota; Dothideomycetes; Dothideales; Saccotheciaceae. Bases 1 to 2679 code for a protein of 892 amino acids. The record is from RefSeq and is a predicted model, not a curated record. The transcript is spliced from 2 exons. Gene Ontology annotation, molecular function: ATP hydrolysis activity; ATP-dependent peptidase activity; zinc ion binding. Gene Ontology annotation, cellular component: membrane; m-AAA complex.
AUGUCAGGCAUCUUGAGGCAGUCCAUCAACCUUGGCCGCCUCUAUAGGCCGUCCUGCCAAAUAUCGACCCGUGGUCGCUCACUAUCAACAAGACCUGCCUCUAUCCCGCGACCAAUCUACGCUUACCAACGCGUCCGCCGCUACGCCACCCAACCCGAAGAGCCUCGCGACAAGGAUGAAGCCAAGGACAAGACUCCCGGACAGUCCGCUCCUGGCAUGGAGCACCUUUACAACAAGGGCGGUCCUUUGACGAAUGAGAAGGCCGCCUCCUCAACCGAUUCUCCUCCCUCUGGCUUCACAAAGCUUACUGCCGAGGAAGAGAAGCAGCUCACCGACGUCUUCAACAAGAUCAAGAUGGGUAUGCCCGCUGCGAUGGCCGAGGAGGUAGAGAAGUCCUUCCAGAAGAUUCGUCAAGAUGGCAUUCCCCAAGAGCUUCGUGACACUAUGGACGAGGUUAAGCAGGGCAACAUGACUCCUGCAGUCGCUGCCCGCUUGUGGCGCCAGGUCUCUACCAUGGCUAGAAAGACUGCUGAGAGCGACAUGAAAGCCGAAGCCAAGCGCCCGGAGCAGAAGUCUGGCGCUCACGAUCCUGGAGCUGGAUCAAAGUCAAAGUCCAACAACAAGGGCGAAGAGAAGGAUGGUCAGCAGUUCAACGUCAAGGAUAUCAAGCUGGACAUGAACAGCAUCAUCCUUUCCGCAUUUACCUCAUACCUACUCUACCGUCUGGUCGUUCCUGGCGAGAACUCGCGCGAAAUCACAUGGCAAGAGCUGAGAAACACUUUCCUCGACAAGGGUCUCGUCGAGAGACUUGUCGUGGUUAACAACAACAAGGUUCGGGUACACGUUCACCAGCAAUCUGUCCAGGCAAUGUACCCAGAAAGUCCUGCCGCUCACGGAAACUUCUACUACUACUUCUCCAUCGGCUCUGUUGAAGCCUUCGAACGCAGACUCGACGACGCACAGGCUGAGCUUGGUAUUCCAUCGUCAGAAAGAAUCCCCGUUCAAUACAGUCGUGAGGUCUCUUGGGCCGAUACAGUGCUGAGCUUUGGUCCCACGCUACUCUUCAUCGGUGCCAUCUUCUGGAUCUCCAGAAGAGCUGCAUCUGGUGCUGGUGGUGGUGGUAGUGGUGGCAUCUUCGGCAUGGGCAAGAGCCGUGCUAAGAAGUUCAACCACGAGACUGAUGUCAAGGUAAAGUUCGCCGAUGUUGCUGGUAUGGAUGAGGCCAAGGUCGAGAUCAUGGAGUUUGUCAACUUCCUCAAGCAACCCGAGCGCUUCCAGAAGCUCGGUGCAAAGAUUCCCAGAGGUGCCAUUCUUUCUGGUCCUCCUGGUACUGGUAAGACUCUGCUCGCAAAGGCAACUGCUGGCGAGUCUGGCGUACCGUUCUUCAGUGUCAGUGGUUCCGAGUUCGUUGAGAUGUUUGUCGGUGUCGGUGCUUCAAGAGUGCGCGAUCUUUUCCAGAAUGCGAGAAAGAGCACACCUUGCAUCAUCUUCAUCGAUGAGAUUGAUGCUAUUGGAAAGUCAAGAUCAAAGCAAAACUUUGGUGGUGGCAAUGACGAGAGAGAGGCUACGCUUAACCAGAUUCUUACUGAGAUGGACGGUUUUGCUAGCACUGAACAGGUCAUUGUCCUUGCUGGUACCAACCGUGCAGACGUUCUGGAUCAGGCUCUUAUGCGUCCUGGCCGUUUCGACAGACACAUCUCAAUCGACAAGCCUACUAUGGAUGGACGUAAGCAGAUCUUUGCUGUCCACUUGAAGAACAUCGUCACAAAUGAGGAUAUUGAACAUCUCAAGGGUCGCUUGGCAGCACUUACCCCCGGUUUCUCUGGGGCUGACAUUGCCAACUGUGUCAAUGAGGCUGCUUUGAUCGCAGCUCGUGGAGGUGCUGAUACCGUCAAGAUGAUUCACUUUGAACAAGCUAUCGAGCGCGUUAUUGGCGGUCUCGAAAAGAAGUCACUGGUUCUAUCGCCUGAGGAGAAGCGCACAGUCGCAUACCAUGAAGCUGGCCACGCAAUCUGCGGAUGGUACUUCAAGUACGCCGACCCACUUCUCAAGGUCUCCAUCAUCCCCCGUGGUCAGGGAGCCCUUGGUUACGCCCAAUACCUUCCUUCAGGCGACACCUACCUUAUGUCUUACCUGCAACUUCUUGACCGUAUGGCCAUGACUCUUGCCGGUCGUGUGUCUGAGGAGAUUCACUUCGAGACCGUCACAUCGGGAGCAUCCGACGACUUCAACAAGGUUACUCGCAUGGCUACUGCCAUGGUCACCAAAUGGGGCAUGUCGAAGAAGGUUGGCUACCUCUACUUCGAGGACGACCCGAAUCAGCUUCAGAAGCCCUUCUCAGAGGAGACCGCCCGUAACAUCGAUAUGGAGGUAAAGCGCAUCGUCGAUGAAGCCUACAAGCAAUGUCGCGAUUUGCUCGAGGAGAAGAAGAAGGAGAUCGGUAUCGUUGCUGAGGAGCUUCUCAAGCUGGAGGUUCUGACGCGCGACGAUCUCGUCAGAUUGCUUGGCCAGAGACCUUUCGAGGACAAGGGCGAUUUCAGCAAGUACUUCGGCGGCCGUGGUGACCGUGAGGGCCCCGGUGCAGGUAUCCCUGGCAUCUCGGACAAGCCCGAUGCGCCCAUCCUUCCUCCCGGCUCGCAGAACCCUGCGCCUGUGGUGUUCAAGGAUUUGAACCAGUAA